CGCGCACGCAGCUGUAAUUUAUUUUCCGACUUGGAGAACAAGCGCGUGCAAUUAACAGCUGGAUCAUAGAUGGAGGAAAACUUCAUUAAAGAGGGCAUGGAGGAUGUGCAAAGUCUUAACCAGGAUCCUGAUGCAUGUCUCACAGAGUGUUCGUGCUGUAAUGAUGAAGAGCAGCACACAGAACGCACUCGGUUGAAGAUGUGUACAGUGAGACUAGUGGACUACAGGAAAAUACAGGGUCUGAGUGCAACAAUUAUUUCAAAAGGAAAUCUUCCUACUGGAGGUGAAUCCAGCAAGCCAUCACUGCAGGCUCAAGAAGAAGAGGAUUAUUGCCAUAAAUACAAACACAGCAAUUUCAUGUUUUCCAAUGCAUCCAUCAAGCCACCUUGCACUCAAGGGGAUGAAUCUACUGAUGAAGAAAAGCUUAUUAAAAGAGAAAGCUUCAGAAUAGUUACGUUUGUAAAGAGUUCCUUUGCAUUGCAUUGUGCAGGCAAACGUGUUGCUCUUCGUACAGGGCAAAGGGUUUAUCAGUGUAGCCAGUGCAAUAAGAGUUUCAGUGGUUCAUCAGACUUUACAAGACAUCAGAAAACACAUACAAGAGAGCAGCCUCAUCAUUGCACACAAUGUGGAAAAGAGUUUUCGAAAGGAUCCUAUCUGCAAAGGCAUCAGAAAGUGCACUCUAGAUUUAAACCUGAGUGUGGUGAGAUGUUCUCAGUGCACGAGCGAGUGUCUCCUGAAGAAAAGCCCUACAUGUGCACGCAGUGUGGAAAACAAUUCUCAAGCUCAUUAGGUGCUCAGAGACACAAGACAAUUCACAGACAAGAGAAGCCUCAUCGAUGCUCUGAGUGCGGCAAACAGUUUGUGCAUUCAUCAACUUUAAACCAUCACAAGAGAAUACAUACCCAAGAGAAGCGUUUUCAGUGCUCGGAGUGCGGUAAACAGUUCAUACAAUCUUCGUCUCUUAAACAUCACAAGAGAAUACACACUGGGGAAAAGCCGUACAAGUGUUCUCAAUGUGAGAAGGCAUUUCCUCAUUCUUCAGCUCUUAUAGUACACCAAAGGCUACACAGCGGGCAAAAACCUUACCACUGUGAUUUAUGUGGAAAACAGUUUUCACAAUCAACACAUCUGCGCACGCAUCAGAGAGUGCACACCGGAGUAAAGCCUUACAUCUGCUCGCAUUGUGGCAAGUCUUUCAGUCAGUCGUCACAUCUUGGGGUGCACAAGCUGUUGCACACCGGACAGAAACCGUACUGCUGCUCCACCUGUGGCAAAGGAUUCGCAACACCGGGCUACCUUAAGCUGCACCUGAGAAUUCAUACAGGUGAAAAGCCGUACCAGUGUACUGUGUGUGGAUGGUCUUUCACUCAGUCUCACAGCCUCAAAGAGCAUCUGGGAAAACACUGGAGAGAAGCCUUACCGGUGUUUAAGGUUCAGUAGAAUGUUCAGAGAGCUUUUUUAAAUAUCAAACUUGAUGAACGUUAUCUUAGCUGAACUCUCCUGGUCAUGAAGGUCCCACCAGUCACAUACGUCAUGUUUAUGUCUAAAAUUUCAAACAAUGGGAGAAACUGUUAUACUGUAGCACAAAUAAUUAGCAGCAUAAUCUUUUUAGUAAUAAUAUUUUCUCCUAAACCCUAUUUUUCAAAAUACAGUUCUUACAUUUUUAUAAAUUAGUCUAAUCCAUCCAUCCGUUCUCUAUACUGCUUUUCCUGUUGGGUCACGGGAAGAACCCUCGAGUCUAUCUCAGGAGACUCAGGGCACAACACGGGGUACACCCUGGACAGCAUGCCAGGCUAUCACAGGUCACAACCGCACACACACACACUUAGACACCCAUUCACACACUACUGAAAAUUUAGAGAUGCCAGUCAGCCUACAAGGCAUGUCUAGAGACUGUGGGAGAAAACCAGAGUAUCUGGAGGAAACCCCCGAGGCACAGGGAGAACAUCUAAACUUGUGAGACAAGUGUUCAAACAACCGAGCCACUGUGCCACCUAAAUGAGUCUAAUUAUCGUUAUAAAUAUAUAAUAAGGAACCAUGUUAAAUAAUAUGUGUGUUAAAACUUUAUUGAGACUUUUCAGGAAUUUUACUUCCAAAGAAGAAGAAGAAAAGAAGAAAUGUAGCAAGAUAUCCAAGAUGCCUGGAACAACCAAACUGGGUGAUUUUUUCAGAAAGCUGCAUCCGUGUACAUUUUGGUUAGCUAGUUAGUCAUAGCUUAUACUGCUAAUAAUUGUUUAAAGAGCUAGAAUCUUUUGAUUUAAGCUAUUUUUGUUUACUUUACUUUUUGCACAGUCCUGUAUAUGCAAACAAAGUGUCAUGCCAAAGCCAGAUGUCUAGAUAUAUCUGAAAAAAUGUUUAAAAUAUCACA
Hemibagrus wyckioides is the source of this 2368-nucleotide messenger RNA. Its product is annotated as zinc finger protein 664-like. Bases 70 to 1440 code for a protein of 456 amino acids. Gene Ontology annotation, biological process: negative regulation of transcription by RNA polymerase II; regulation of cytokine production; regulation of immune system process. The transcript is spliced from 4 exons. The record is from RefSeq and is a predicted model, not a curated record. NCBI's taxonomy places the organism in Eukaryota, Metazoa, Chordata, Actinopteri, Siluriformes, Bagridae.